AUGAGCGAUUACACCCAAGAAGCCAGUUUGAUCCAGUUGAUAGCGGAUAACGCACGCUGCCUUCCAGGAUAUGGCAACUCUACUGUAGGCGUUGCCACUGGACUAACAGACCAGCCAUAUGGGAACCCCAUGUACCGCGCCUACCUGAUUGUCAACUCUCAACCGGUCGCUGCGACACAUGACUCCUCGAGUCGACUGGGAGCACAGCUUGAUUUGUUUUCAAGGGUGGAGAAGAAGUUGGGACACACAUUGCGAGUCCCGCAUUACCAGGACCUUUAG
This is a messenger RNA of Lasiodiplodia theobromae, 279 nucleotides long. RefSeq lists its product as uncharacterized. The transcript is spliced from 2 exons. NCBI's taxonomy places the organism in Eukaryota, Fungi, Ascomycota, Dothideomycetes, Botryosphaeriales, Botryosphaeriaceae. The record is from RefSeq and is a predicted model, not a curated record. The coding region runs from base 1 to 279 and encodes 92 amino acids.